Molecule: messenger RNA, 1057 nt
Organism: Raphanus sativus (radish)
Lineage: Eukaryota; Viridiplantae; Streptophyta; Magnoliopsida; Brassicales; Brassicaceae
Product: protein COP1 SUPPRESSOR 2
Exons: 6
Coding region: 85-918 (277 amino acids)
Biological process (GO): mRNA splicing, via spliceosome
Cellular component (GO): spliceosomal complex
Source: RefSeq, a predicted model, not a curated record
UCUUCGUCUGUUGAAGAGAGAAAUCUCAGAGUUCACCGAUCAGCUCUCUAAGCAAUCAAAUUGAAGAAGCUGAUACUCUCCCCGAUGCCGCCGAAGAGAAACUUCAGGAAACGUCCCUUAGAGGAGGAGGAAGAAGAAGAAGAUGAACAAAGCAAAGCCGCGAGUUCAGAAGAAGAAGAGAAACGAAGAUUGGCGUUGGAAGAGGUGAAGUUUCUGCAGAAACUGAGAGAGAGGAAGCUAGGGAUCUCAGCUCUGUCCACGGCGCAGAAUAGCACGGGGAAAGCGAAAACAGGAGAGAAAGCUGAGGCUGAAGGAGAGAAAGAGGAGCUCGUGUUGCAGGAUACUUUUGCUCAAGAGACUGCUGUUUUGAUUGAAGAUCCCAACAUGGUGAAGUACGUUGAGCAAGAAUUGGCGAAGAAAAGGGGGAAGAGUCUUGAGGAUGCAGAGGAGGUUGAGAACGAGUUGAAGCGAGUGGAAGAUGAGUUGUAUAAGAUACCUGAUCAUCUUAAAGUUAAGAAGCGUAGCUCAGAAGAGAGCUCAACACAGUGGACUACUGGAAUAGCAGAAGUGCAACUCCCUAUCGAAUACAAGCUGAAGAACAUUGAAGAAACAGAAGCGGCCAAGAAGCUUCUGCAAGAGAAGAGGCUUAUGGGUAGGCCAAAAUCAGAGUUCAACAUUCCGUCUAGUUACAGUGCCGAUUAUUUCCAACGCGGGAAAGAUUAUGCUGAAAAGCUUAGAAGAGAACAUCCUGAGUUAUACAAAGAUAAAGGAGGACCUCAAGCUGAUGGCGAAAGACCUAAGCCGUCUACUAGUAACAAUAAUGCUACGGAUUCAGGGAAUACCAGACAAGCUGCAACUGAUCAGAUAAUGAUGGAACGGUUCCGCAAGAGAGAGCGUAACCGUGUGAUGAGGAGAUAAAGAGAGGCUUCUUGAUGAUACUCGACCGUGGGUAACAUUUUGAUAUUAUGAAAAGCUUUAACACUUUGUCCGGAUAUUUGAUUUCAUGUAUUCAAUCAAAUUAUGUAACAUUUCAUUCAAGAAAUCAGUUUUUUUUUUA